This is a messenger RNA of Plasmodium knowlesi strain H, 3435 nucleotides long. RefSeq names its product Ran-binding protein, putative. The record is from RefSeq and is a predicted model, not a curated record. Lineage: Eukaryota; Apicomplexa; Aconoidasida; Haemosporida; Plasmodiidae. Gene Ontology annotation, biological process: mRNA splicing, via spliceosome. The transcript has a single exon. Gene Ontology annotation, molecular function: RNA binding. Gene Ontology annotation, cellular component: nucleus. Bases 1 to 3435 code for a protein of 1144 amino acids.
AUGGCGUCGAAGAAUAGGAGUUAUAGAGAUGACCAUGCCGAUGAAUACUACCACGGGGGGGAGAAGGGCAAAGGGAAAUUUUACACCCGAGGAGGUGAUGGUAGUGGAGGAUGGGAGGGGCAUGACAAGGAAAGGGACGAAACCUGGGAUUAUCACGACAGGAACAGAAAUACCCAUGAGGAUAAUUUUGCCAUGAAGGAGCACCACAACCGGUACAAGGAUAGGGGUUAUGGUGAGAAGCACGAGUCGAGGCAUGGCGAGAGGGGAGACAGAACAGAUCGACCUUACGACAAAUACGAUGAAGACCGGCACGCGUACGACCCCAAGAGGGGGAAGAGGAAGUACGGAGAGAGGAGGAACAGCCGACUGAGCCCUGAAAGGGGAUAUGGGGGAAGAGGCGACUCUGAUCUUUAUGAGAAACACAACAGUAGCAGAGCAACGGGGGGUGCAGAUGACGGGGAGAAGGAUAGCAGGAAGAACUGGGCUAACCAUCGCAGCUACGGGAGAGAUGGUCAAAGGGAUGAUCGGCGGGAUGGCCACAGGGAUGGUCACAGGGAUGGUCAUAGAGAUGGUCAUAGAGAUGGUCAUAGAGAUGACCACAGAAGAAGCGAACACAAUUCAUUUUCCAGAUAUAAAGGGAGCGAAAGAAGGAGAUCCUACACUAAUAGCAGCGUGGAGGAUAGCCAGAGUGAAUAUGGGUCCGGGUCGGAUAAUGAGAAUGAUAAAUACCGUUCUUACGGGAACAAGAAAUACAAGGUGGGGGAAAGCUCGGAUGACCAAGGCGAAUUCACAAAGGGGAGUUACUCCCGCGGUGGAUACCCCCAUGGAGGUUACACGCACAGUGGUUACACCCGUGAGGGACACACAACGAGAAAAAUCAACAAUGUAAAUGAUGUACUGGAAAUGAAGAGCAACAUAGAAUUGUCUAAUUUUAUUUUUAUUUACAAGUUAGGAGAAAGCAUAACAGAAGAUGAAAUAGACGAGAUGAUGAGGAAUACAGCCAUCAGUAAUGCAUUCUCUCUGCCAGUGAACAUAUACAUAAAUAGGUUAUCGUUCUUUUGUAUGAAGGACGAAUUAUUCGUUAGGGAGGGGUUGGAGUUUAUAAAAAAUAACUCGUACUUUAACAAUAUCCAGUUAAGUAUAUUAAACACACAAAUGAAUAAUGAAGUUAAUGAUGAUCGAUGUUGCAUCGUUGAGUUCCCAUCCAAUGAAGCAUCCGCAAAAUUGUUUUCUCUGUAUGAGAAGAAUAAAUGUUGUAUCGAAAUUGGAAAAAACACAUCGUAUAUAUUUCCCCUAUUCAAGUUGAAAAAAAAAAUGAAUAAAAUAGUGGAAGAUAAACAAGCGCAAAAAAAAUUCUAUGAUUGGUAUUGCUCUUAUUGUAACUUUCUCAACUUUUCACGUAGAACGGCUUGUUUCUUUUGCAAAGAAACAAAAACUAAUGAUGCGAAAUUGCUGGAGAGUGAGACCAAGAUACCUUCUAAUGUGUUUAUGAAGAAUGGGUCCAUGAUGGGCGCUCCUGCUCCACAGGAUGGAGGGCCCUACGGAGGGAAUACUGUAUUUAACGGUAUUCCCAACGUGGAGCAAGGGGGUUUUGGCCAUUCUGGAAAUAACGCUCCCCUUGGGGGGAAUGGCGGUGUAUCUAAUUCGGAGGCAGACUUCACACAACAAGAAGCCAAUCCCACAGUUGAAACUGUCACAUCAGUCGGAUUAGCUAGCGCAACUGUAGCAGCCGCAGGGAUAUAUGCGGUGAACUCCCCCCCCUUGCACCAAAUGGAAGAAAAUUCAACGGAAAAUUUCGAAAGUUCCGUAAAGGAAAUCCUGGAAGAUAUUGAAAAGACGAACAUGCUGAUAUUGAAAGACAUAGAUGGAAGCAUCCCCAAUAAAGACAUUUUAAAGUUUAUGAACGAAGUUUUCGAAAAUAGACAUGUCAAUUAUCUGUACCUGUUUAAUGAUGUAAGGAGUUCAAAUAAAAGGAAAGGCUUUUGUUUCGUGGAAUUUGAGAGAGCAAGUUACGCAGAGCAAAUGAUGAACGAACUGGAAGGAAAUUUCUACAUCAAUUAUAAAAAUAAUUUUUUUAAGUUGGAUUAUGUAUACAAAAAGGGAAAGGAAUAUUUUUUCCAUUCCAUCAAUUUGGCAAAAUUGAACAUUAACAAAACCGCAGCAACUGUACUUAUGAAAAAUUAUAUUCCGCAUUUUAAUUUUUUUGUUAGCUACAUGGAGACCGUUGUAAAUAUGAUGAGCAUAAGUAACUACACCUUUUUCCUUCAUUGGUCCUCUCAAGUUUUUAUACUUAAGAAGGAAAAGCCAGCACUCAGUGAAUUUUUUUUUGAUUACAAUACUCAGUAUUAUUACCACCCCGUUUUUCAAAUAUAUUUUGACAACAAGACGAAUUUUUAUAUGUCUCUUUCGAAGGGGUACUACAUGUGGAAUGAUAAGAUUAAGUGCCUCGUCAGGAUGUACAUGGAGAAUGAGCCACAGGUAAAUGUUGAUCAUCGAGGAGGUGAUCAAAGCGCAGUGGCGAUACAUACAUCAGCUACGAUGGUGACUUCAGACAGUGGGGAACAGAAUCAGGAGAGACGCAAGGAGGACAUUCCUAGGGAACACCUCCUCCCGGCAGUGGACAGUGGUGAAAUCACCGGGCAAGAAAAUAACCCCAUCUGUGGGGGGAGCGGUGUGACUAAUAACUGGGCUAACCAGACUGGUGGUAACGAACACAUGGGCGCUGUGAACCCUAUGUCUAGCGCAAGCGGGGAUGGUGGGAAGGUCAAUGAUCCAAAUUUGCACCCUAAUGAAGAAACCUCGAAAAGUUCAGCCCUAGAUAAAAUAUCCAGUCUAGUGGAAAGAGCCAAGAUGAUAGCCCUGGCUUCUAAAAAGAACAUUGAACAAAUGAACUUGAACGAAGGGAGCUCAACUAAUUUGGAAAAAAAAAGUAAAGAAAUAAUUAAGAAGCAUUUCGCUACCGAUUCGGCUGAUGAAGAUAACGACGACCUUUCUGACAAGGAAGAGUUGCAAAAAAAAGGACACCCUAACAACAUAGCAUAUAACAAGGGUAGCCAGCUGAAUAAGGGGCCCACUGGAAUCACCAGCACAACCAUGGAAGGUGGUAGUAAUUACCAUAAACCAUCCUACAAGACGAAGAAUUCCUUGAUUGAGAGUCUUGCCAAAGUACAGAAUAGAGGGCAGUGGGCUGGCACCACGAAGGAACACAAUAAUAAUGCCAACAAUUUGAAUGAACCGAAUAGAGUACCUAAUUCCGAAGCAGUGAAAGUAGAAGGGAGAAAUGAGCACUCCUCCAACAGCGCCAACGAUUUGAACAUUUGUUUUAUUUGCCUGCGCAAGUUUGAAAAUGCCCAUCACUUGCAGAAGCAUAUUGAUAUGUCCUCUUUGCAUAGGAGGAACUACGAGCUUGUAAUGAAUGUUAUGAGUGCUAGUUAG